This is a messenger RNA of Pimephales promelas (fathead minnow), 1394 nucleotides long. RefSeq names its product myosin, light chain 12, genome duplicate 2 (gene myl12.2). The record is from RefSeq and is a predicted model, not a curated record. Lineage: Eukaryota; Metazoa; Chordata; Actinopteri; Cypriniformes; Leuciscidae. Gene Ontology annotation, molecular function: calcium ion binding.
ACUAAUUAAUAGAGGGGUGUUGUUGUGGUGCUUCAGCGUGGCAGCCGGUGUUGUGUUUUGCCUUUUUUUUUUUACCUGAAUAGAUUUAUUUUAAUACCACAGAACUGUCAAAAUGUCCAGCAAAAAGGCUAAGGGAAAAACCACCAAAAAGCGCCCCCAGCGGGCCACGUCAAACGUGUUUGCCAUGUUCGACCAAUCACAGAUCCAGGAAUUCAAAGAAGCAUUCAACAUGAUCGAUCAGAACCGUGAUGGCUUCAUUGAUAAAGAGGAUCUGCAUGAUAUGUUGGCCUCAUUAGGUAAGAACCCCACAGAUGAAUACCUCGAGGCGAUGAUGAAUGAAGCUCCUGGUCCCAUAAACUUCACCAUGUUCCUCACAAUGUUUGGAGAGAAACUUAAUGGAACAGACCCUGAGGAUGUCAUCAAAAACGCCUUUGCUUGUUUUGAUGAGGAGGGGACAGGUUUUAUUCAGGAGGAUUACCUGAGGGAGCUCUUGACCACAAUGGGAGACAGGUUCACAGAUGAAGAAGUGGAUGAGCUGUUUAGAGAGGCUCCUAUUGACAAGAAAGGAAACUUCAACUAUGUGGAAUUCACACGCAUCCUGAAACACGGUGCUAAAGACAAGGAUGAUUAGAAUGAGGCCGAUCACCACCGAAAUGAAUGAAAACUACACUGUAAUACACAUUUCAUUGUCUCCUUUUCCCUACAUUCAUCAUCCCCACAUGGGCUAGUGCAAAGGAAUUUAUUCAUCAGCAAGGUGAGAUCAUUUGACUGUACUGGACCUUCUCUUAAAGUCUAUGUAGACUUGUACUAUGAAUUACAUAAAGACAUGUCAUCUGUGGUAAACCUCAAAGUGAAUGAAUGCUGUGUUGAGAAAUAAAUUAUGGAAUUAUUAUUAUUAUAUUACACACAUGCCAGUUUUAAGUCUAGAUGUCCUCUAAAGAAAAAUACCAAUUUUUUUUUUUUUUAGGUUUUAUCAUGAUGACUCCCUCUCCUUGGUCUUUAAAAACUGACUGACUGAAUUAUCAAAUUUAGCACUCUUACAAUGUAUUUAUAUUUUGAAAUAAUCAUUUAAAUCUAAUUUUCAAAUUGUUUGUCAGAAAUAAACAUCUCAGGAAAAUGUUAUGGGGUUUCAAAUCUGAAUUUUACUUUCUUUUACAAGACUUACAGCAUGUUUAUCAGGCAUUUUUGGAGACACAACAAGAAUAGGGAAAUAUAUUAUAUACCCAUAUGCCUAUGAAAUUUAAGGUCAUUAUGUCAAGAACAUAUUAAUAUGCAAAUUAGCAACAAUAUACAUUGUAUUGAUUGGGACUACCUAUUAAUAGCCAUUUCAUCUUCUAAAGAAUCAUAUUUUUUACAAAGUUUGGUUAAAAAUAGCCUGAAACCUAAAAAUGAAU